Molecule: messenger RNA, 2511 nt
Organism: Acanthaster planci (crown-of-thorns starfish)
Lineage: Eukaryota; Metazoa; Echinodermata; Asteroidea; Valvatida; Acanthasteridae
Gene: isy1-rab43
Product: ISY1-RAB43 readthrough
Biological process (GO): generation of catalytic spliceosome for second transesterification step
Source: RefSeq, a predicted model, not a curated record
CUGUAGUUGACCAAUCUCAAUAGAAAUUUGUCUCAAUUUUCUCCAAGUUAAUGCACUUCACACCUGACAUAAUUCAUCUAACAUAUGGCAUCUAUAGGAAAACUCAUUUCUACAAGCACAAGUUGUUGAUGUAAACAAAAUGACUUUGGCACAUGCACACACUGGACCUCUGUGCUGUAGUUGGGAUUUAUGCUGUAGCUGGGGCGUAACAGGCCUAUAACAAGGAAAAUGUUAGGUCUCAAUCCUUUAUUUUUCAUUGUUUGAAUUCCUACAACUACAAGGUUCUUUAAAAAGGUUACAACUUGCUGAAGGGCAUCUUAUUAUUAAUGAGGUUCAGCUGUCAUGACUGUACCAACUAGCAAAUAAGGCAGCUAGCUGGCUAGAUUUAGCUAAAUUUUUAAUUUUUAGGGUAAAUUUUUAAUCACGUCAUUCGAUAGGUCCUAUGCCGGCUGUGGCCAAGUGGUUAAUUUCAGAACAACAGAAACAUCAACUAAAAGUCUCUGAUGGCGUAAGCGCGCCCUCUAUCACCUCAAAAGGUGACCUAACGUAACGUUAAGAAUAAUUCAUUUUCGACCGACUCUGACUGAGACUCUGACAACACCCGACAUAGGCAAGCUUCUGUCUGUUGAAAAUGUAAGACGUGAAGAAGGUUUACAAACUCCAUUCCAAGUCACCAGGAAUAAUUCAGAGUAUAAAAUGGCUCGGAAUUCUGAGAAAGCAAUGACCAAGUUGGCACGAUGGCGCCAAGCUCAGAUGGAGGAAGGGAAGGUCCGGGAAAAACGACCAUACCUGGCUACCGAGUGUGAGGACCUCCAUAAGGCUGAGAAAUGGAGGCGACAGAUCAUAUCAGAGGUGUCGAAAAAGGUGGCACAGAUACAAAACGCUGGCCUUGGCGAGUUCCGUCUUCGAGACUUGAACGACGAAAUCAACAAACUCCUCAGGGAGAAGACCCACUGGGAAGCGCGAAUCGUUGAACUUGGUGGACCAGAUUAUCGAAAAAUUGGUCCCAAGAUGUUGGACAAGGAAGGAAAAGAGGUACCAGGAAACAGGGGCUACAAGUACUUUGGAGCUGCCAAGGACCUGCCAGGGGUUAGAGAGCUCUUUGAGCAAGAACCUCCUCCACCGCCAAAGAAGACUCGGGCAGAACUGAUGAAGUUCAUUGAUGCAGAUUACUAUGGUUACAGGGAUGAGGAUGAUGGAGUCUUGGUACCUCUGGAAGUGGAACAUGAAAAACAGAUCAUUGCAGCAGCUGUGAGCGAAUGGAAGUCUAAGAAGGAAGCAGGGUUGCUAAGCGACGAGGUCACCAAGGAGCAAGAGGUCGAGGAGGAUAUAUAUGCCAUCACACAUGACCCUGAGUCUGAAGAUGAGGAAGAGUCAACUGAGAUGGAGACAGAAGAAGGUCAGCCACGAUACGUCGCUCAUGUCCCAGUACCCACACAGAAAGAGGUUGAGGAAGCUCUGUUGAGAAGAAAAAAGAUGGAAUUGUUAGAAAAGUACGCCAGCGAAACACUUAUCCAGCAAGGAAAUGAAGCAAAGACACUAAUGGGCUUAUAGCAAACCUGUUUUGUUUCUUUGAUUCUGUAUAAGUCAAGUUAUUUUUUAUUGCUUUUGUGGAAGAGGUGAAAAGGGCUACUGCCUCGUUUUCCAAAUUUAGUCACUGUGCAACUUGGAUUUUUCUGUUGUGGAAGGCACAUGAAAUUGGAAUUGGUAGUUCCAACACUGUCAUGUUAAGGAGUCUAUCUCAUAAAUAUUAUGUUAAUAUCAUAACAGAGGCUCAACAAUUUUUGUGGGGUGCGAGGUUUCUUGUUUGAAGAGUGAAAUUUGUUGUGCGAAGAACAUGGAAAAAUCUUUAUGAUUCAGGCUGUUUAAAAGUACAUGUAUACUAGAAUUCUUCAUGUUCUAUAGAGGGCGCUGCAGAUAAGAGCCAAAUAGGAACACAUUCUGCACAAUUUCCCAACAAGGAAUUCGUUACCAAAAGAGCUUCAGUGCGUGAAAGAAGUGGCCUUAAAGUAUUAAAAGCGUUACCCCUAAUCAUUAUCCAUAAGGAUGACACUGGGGAUUCUCUCUGGCCAGAGGAGGACACUCAAGCUUUGAGGUACACCCGGGUACUAUUUGAUUGUAUUUGUAACUUUUCUUCCUUUGAUAAGCUGUUGAUAUUUUCUGUAUAAAGACAAAACAAUUUAUUUCCAACUUCAUGCACUUUUUUCAUUAUGUAGUAAAUAAUUUUGUAGUUGUAGAUCAUAUGUAAAUAUUUCUUGAUUAAAUGCAAAUAAAGUGUACUUAAUAGUGAAUUUUGCAUAACAAACGAGGUACUUUGUGUGAAUUCUCCAGCACUUUGUAUGCUUGGUUUAACAUCACACUUUGCCAUGUGUUUUGGUUUGUCGCUCAAAAUGGAGUGAUAAAAAUACGUGUACCUUGAAUAUCAUUAUCACAAUCAAACAUUGAUAUUUAAACAUAAAAAUAGCACAAAUGGGUUAUUAUUAUACGCACACGGGUAUUUAUAGCAGCUGA